This is a messenger RNA of Helobdella robusta, 4032 nucleotides long. RefSeq lists its product as hypothetical. The coding region runs from base 1 to 4032 and encodes 1343 amino acids. The transcript is spliced from 34 exons. The record is from RefSeq and is a predicted model, not a curated record. Lineage: Eukaryota; Metazoa; Annelida; Clitellata; Rhynchobdellida; Glossiphoniidae.
AUGGAAAGAAGAGAUAGUCUGCCUAAAUUGAAUCCGGCGGACGCAAAGGAAGAUAGUGGUACAAAUGGCGGCAAGUUAAAUCGCUCUGGUGUCUGGCAACUUAUUAGUAAACUGCAAAAAGAAAAUGAUGAAUUGAAACUUGAAUUAAUAAAGAACAAAACGUGUUACAACAUUCUCAGAAGUGACUUGAAGGAAAUUUCAGUCGCCGAAGAAAAAAUGAAUUUGGAAAUGGCUUUCUUGGGUGAUGAAAAAGAUCAUUGUGAGAAAGAAUUGAAAGAAACUAGAAGAUUGUUGUUGCAGCUUCAAAGUGACUACAGAGACGUUCUUGAGCAACAUGAAGAGCUUAAAAAAAAGUAUGCCGAACUUCGUGAAAUCGGAGAGCAAGAGAAUUUGGAACAAAUGGAUCAGGUGGCUCACCUCCUUGAAGCAAAAAGAAAAUUGAUGUCUAUCAUUGCUUCAAAAGUUCCUGACACUAAUCAGAAAUUAUUGGAUUCCAUGAUUGAAACAGACGAAAUUGUGAAAUUGAAAUCGGAAAACACGUUUCUUAAAAAAGAAUUGAAGAAAUUCUACUUCAAGAAUCUCCUCCAAGAGCAGCAGAUACAUGACAUGAACGAGAUGAUCAAGCACAUGACCAGACUUGUCUGCGUGACAACUGUCGACUUCAAGAUUGACGACUAUCACGCUAGCGACUACCUGAACAACAAAAACCACGAAGACAAUGAAAGCAACAUAGAUCAAAAUAAUUAUUGCAAUGACAUUAAGUGCAAAAGUGCUACAACUUUUAUUGAUAGUCCAAGUAACAAGAAAGGAAAAUCUUUCAGAGAGGCAACUGAACAAAUUUUGAAAGAAUUCAAUGAUAUUUGUUCGGAACUCUUGAGCAAAAAUGUACUGCCAUACAAUUUUUAUAUCGAACUUCUCAGCAAAUUUGAAAUAAUCAGGGAAAGACAAUUGGCGCGCAAAAAAGUUGAAGAUCUCGGCUUGGGAACUAAUGUUGCCAGAGUGUCGAACAGUAAUUUCAGAAAAUGGGUGAGCUUCCUGAAUGGUUGUGAUCAUAUCUGGGGCCUGGAAAGUGUCUUGAGGUGCGUCCGCGCAGACGGCAUUCACAAGUAUUUUUGGACAUUCAACGAUUUGUUCAUGAACGAUGAAAUUAAUCAAAAGAUACUUGAUAUUUCUCAAAAUAAUUAUGUUGAAAUUGUUCCAGUUUUGAUUGGGGAAGCAGUUUUUGACUCCAGCUUAUAUAGCACCGUCAACUUUUUGUGCUUCAGAGUUCACCACAUAGUGAGAGCUACAGAGGAAGAAGAAGCAUUUGUCAUUUUUAUCAAUUACAUGCUGGAGACCCUACAAAUUUUGAAUAAAAGGCAGAAUCAUUUUGUUCUAGACAUUUACAUACCCUCAUUGGAAAAUGAGGAGUGGGUAAUCAAAAGAACAUCAGUGGAAGAUGCUAUCGAAGAAAAAGAAGAAUACCUUUCUAUGUUAAUUUUGGCCACAAAAUUUAAAAAGACAAUCAGAGUUGAGUUCUUAUUCUCACUGGACGCUGGCAAAAUGAUGUACAUUCCAGGAAGAUUUGAGAUGAUCAUGAGCUGGAGUAUGAUGAUGAGUGAGCACGUGGAUUCUGCCAAUCACGUCAUCAAAAUGAAGCAUUACACUGAUGACCCUUUACAUACUUUAUAUGAAGAUAGUGCGAGCAGUAACAAUAAUGCCAAACCACAAGCCACGACUUCAGCUGCUGCAGCUGAUGAUGCUGAUGACGAUGGUGAUGAUGAAAAAGACGAUGAUAUUAUAAUUGACGUUGAUGGGUCGAUAGAUUUGAAGAAUGCCUUCACAUUCACGCAACAUGAGGACUCUCUUAUUGAGACCCACAGGAAGGUUUUCAUAAUUUAUUGCAAGCAAAACGCGUUGGAAGUGUAUGACAAGCUGGGAUUCAACUAUGAUCUGAUACAUCAAUUAGUUCUACUACACGUGCACGAAAUGCCAUCACCAGCUUCAUCAUUUUACUCACCACCACCAUCAUCAUCACUAAUGAUGGAUUUAUUGUGCAUGGCUAACAGCAGAGCUAUUGAAAUGUAUGCCUUGAUGCAAAUCAACAAGAGCGUCAGAGAAUGUGUAUACAAGUUCUUGAAUAACUCUAUUAAGGAGACUCCAGUUGACAGUUUGAUGUCGCUACUGAAAGGUUACCAGUUUAAAUUGGGAAGGCACCAGUCAACUUAUGCUGACGAGGCCGUGAAGACAAAAUGUCUAGAAGUUUUUUUAAGUAUGAAUGAUCAGAAAAAUCAGUUGAAACUUAAUAUUGAGUUGAUAACAGCGCUGAAGAACCUGUCUUCGUAUAAAAAUAUAUACUUCCUGAAGCUGUUUGCAAACUCUUUCAAAUCUUCAUUCCACCUGCUGGAUUAUUUAUCCAACGCUAAUGAUGGGACGUUGAAUUCGAAUGAGAAAGUUCGAUCCGUGGAUGAGUACAUAGUAGACAUAAAAUUGAGUGAUUUCAUAGAGGAGUUGAUCGAGCGAGUAUCAGAUUUGAAAUCGUUCAACAGCAAUGAAGCCAGCAACCUACUCAUUCAUUUGAUCGCCUCAUACGCUCUAAGGAUGAACUUGCAAACGCAAACAGCACAUGAGGUUCUGGAAAAGUUGAAGUGCCAUCCCAAUAUCACAUCCAUAACAGAAAGCAACAGUGACGAUAAAAAGGACCAACGUAGUGUUGCUGAUGAAAUAAUGAAGAAUAAAAUGAAAAUGAUGAAAAUUGUUCAGUAUGAUGUUUAUGGUUUAAGACAUGUCCUGGAAGUUUACAGUCACCCCACUCUGACAGAGGUCAUUGGAAAGAUCAGGGAUGAAUUCAUUUCCAAUUAUGUUUCCAAUUACGAGUCGUUCAAGAUAGUCCUGGUGAACACCUUGUUUGGCGACAUAAUUUUGUACAAUAAAGUGGACCCGUAUUUAUCAAGCGUUGACUAUGCAGAGCAUUGUUAUAUUACAGGACCUGCUGGUUGUUGUAAGGAAGCAAUCCAGCUGUACGCUUCACAGGUUUACGAAGACCUGAAAGCUCGUUACACUAUGCUCAACAUCAGAUUGUUUGGGGUUCAUUUUGGGGUUGAAACCAGCAAGAUAAACAAUGUUGACAGUGUCAAAGAAAGUGACGCGAAUUCUGCAUUCUGGAGCAUUCAUCGUGUGAUGACACAUAGGAAAGGAUUUCUAUGGAACAUGGAAACAUUCCUGAAAAAGAAGAAAUUUGUUGUCUUUCAUUUCUUCAUAGAGGUAUCAAAUGUUCAGAUGUUACUCGUUAAGAAGCAUUAUUUGUUCACUUACAUUGAGAGCAUCGGUGGCACCACUAGGUGUGUGCGUUACCAUGAUUAUCCAGCCUGUUUCAUGUACAAUCAACUGUUCUUCAAUUCUCAUCAAGCUCUAUUUUACUGGAAAUACGAAUGCAAUAACAACAAAACUGUGUUAACUGAGGAACUAGGAAAGUUGAAAAAAGAGAUUUUACUGGCUUACAAAAACAAAAAGUGUCUCAAAUUGUGUAACUUAAUGUGGAUAUAUGGCAACCUUUACAAGGGCGCAGAUGAUUUGAUGCCUGAUUUGUAUGCUGUUCAUCAAAGUUGGGUACGUAGGAUUGAUCACCUCAUCAAAAUAGGUGGUGUCGUGCAAGAUUUGAUAAGAAUGUUGUUGUUGCACAAGGAGUACUCAUCGCUACAAAAUGUCGGUGGAAAUGAAAGGACGGAUCCGCUGGAGAAAUCAAAUCUUGUGGCUGACUUUGGAGACAACGAAUUCAAUAAACUGGAAAUCCAGAUAAACACCAUGUUAAAUACCUUUGUUAUAAAAACACUGGAAAUUUGUAGAGAAAAAGCCUUUGUUAAAUGUGGAAACGUUCCCGACAGAAAGAAAAUGUUUGUUUCUAAAGAACUUGAUUUGAAAGCGAUCGUGAGAAUUGAUGAAGUGAUUAACAUGUUGACAGGAGCCAAAGACAUGAUCGGUUCUCCUGUUGUAGAAACUUUAACUCGCACACGUCAACAGAUAUACUACAUAUGUAAUAAUGUGUCUGUUUGA